AUGGAGAACUACUCCUACAACUCUUCCUACCCGGAGUCCGGCGACUCCUCGCCACGCUCCCGCGAGAUCGAGUUCGAGAACCCGCCGCCGUGGGAGGAUUCACAGGGCGGAGGCCAGCCGCCAGCGAGCUACCGUGUCAAAUUCAUGUGCAGCUACGGCGGGAAGAUCCACCCCCGGCCGAACGACAACCAGCUCUCGUACAUUGGCGGGGAGACGAAGAUCCUUGCCGUCGAUCGGGGCAUCAAGUUCAGCGCCCUUUCCGCGAAGCUGGCGGCCUUGUGCGACGGCGAGGGAAUCUCGUUCAAGUAUCAGCUGCCCGGCGAGGAUCUGGACGCACUGAUCUCGGUGACCAACGACGACGAUCUCGAGCACAUGAUGCACGAGUACGAGCGGCAGUGGAGAGCGUCACCCAAGCCGGCGAGGCUGAGGAUCUUCAUCUUCCAGGCAACGAGCCUGAGCCUGAGCUCGUCCGCUCGGAGCUUUGGGUCGGACGAGGUGAAAUCGGAGAAGGAUAGGUUCGUCGAGGCUUUAAAUUCUGCGCCGAUUGCGGCCGCGCCGCCGCCGUCGGCGCCCUCCGUGGCGGCUCAGACGCCGCCGGAUGACGUGGAUUUCCUGUUUGGUUUGGAGAAGGCGAACGCGGUGGCAGGGCAGCAGGCGGUGGGUAGAGUUGCUGAGGUGGAGGAUCCGGUUGUCGUUCCACGUAUGGGUGAGCGGUUUGCCGGGUUGGAUCCGAUUCAGAAGCACAUCCAGGAUCUGCAGAGGCUGAGGCUCGAGGAGCAACAGGGGAUCCUCGGAAGGAAAAACGAGGAUAAUCUGGUCGGGGUGCCCGCCGGAGAUGAGUACCAUAGGCCGCCGGAGAUAAUCCCUCAGGUGGCGGUUUACGGCGGGGUUCCCUACUGGACGGACAACCAGGUGCCGGGCGGAUUCUUCGCGGCGACCACCGUCAACAACGAGCAGCCGGUGUACAUGAUUCCACCUCCAUCGAAUGCGUACCAGGCGCCGCCGGUGAUGGCGCCGGUGACUGGACCGCCGGCUCAGGGAUACUACGCCGUUCAGAGGACGCCGCCGGAGUUCUACCGCGACCAGCAGCAGCAGAUGUACAACAUGGUUCCACAGGCGGCGGCGCCACCACCGCCGCCGCCACAAAGGGCAGCGGGAUACUCCGAGGGUUUCGGGAUGGUGACGCAAGCGGGGUACGCGCAGAUGGCGUACGAUGGCAGUAUGGGGAGACAGGUGUUGUACGCCGCGCCAGGGGGUGUGAUAGGGGCUUCGCCGGCGCCGGUGCCGGUGGGUGGAGUGGGCGUGGAUAUGCAUAUGCGACAAGGUGGGGGCAUGUGUCCGGAAACUGCGGGUAAGGGUGUGGCAAAAGUUACGCAGGCUUCCGUCUAA
Molecule: messenger RNA, 1389 nt
Organism: Striga asiatica
Lineage: Eukaryota; Viridiplantae; Streptophyta; Magnoliopsida; Lamiales; Orobanchaceae
Source: the annotation of a GenBank genome assembly